ACCAUUACAUGUUCCUUUACAACCAUACCCUUCUAUUCCUCUACACCACCAACUCCCCAUCCCUGCCUGAAAAUCCAUUUUCUUGACCAUAAUUCAGGUGGGGAAAACAAUGGCAACAGUCACAACUCAGGCCUCGGCCGCCAUUUUCCGGCCAUGCGUCAACUCGAAAUCGAGGUUCCUUUCGGGUUCUUCUAGUAAGUUAAAUAGGGAAGUGGCUUUUAGGCCUAUGGCUUCUCCUCCUGCUUCUUCUUUUAAAGUUGAGGCUAAGAAGGGUGAGUGGUUACCUGGCUUGCCUUCACCAGACUACCUCACCGGCAGCCUUCCUGGUGACAAUGGAUUUGAUCCUCUGGCACUUGCUGAGGACCCAGAGAACUUAAGGUGGUAUAUCCAAGCUGAGCUUGUCAAUGGCAGAUGGGCAAUGUUGGGCGUUGUUGGGAUGCUAUUGCCUGAAGUGUUCACCAGCAUUGGGAUCCUUAACGUUCCCAAAUGGUAUGAUGCCGGAAAGGCCGAGUACUUCGCUUCUUCGUCCACCCUCUUCGUGAUCGAGUUCAUCUUGUUCCACUACGUCGAGAUCAGACGGUGGCAAGACAUCAAGAACCCGGGAAGUGUGAACCAAGACCCCAUCUUCAAGCAAUACAGCUUGCCCCCAGGUGAGGUGGGCUACCCAGGUGGCAUCUUCAACCCCCUCAACUUCGAACCCACUCUCGAGGCCAAGGAGAAGGAACUUGCCAAUGGGAGACUGGCAAUGUUGGCCUUCCUCGGGUUUGUGGUUCAACACAAUGUGACCGGAAAGGGGCCGUUCGACAACCUGUUGCAGCACCUCUCAGAUCCAUGGCACAACACCAUUGUCCAAACCCUAAGCGGCUCCUAGAUCGAUUGCAAAAGCAGAAAAGAUGGAAGAUCUGUUUUUAUUUAGUUUGUAACAAUGAAUUAAUGGUCUUUGAGUGAUUGGGAAGGUGAGCAUCAAUGUAGACAAAGGUUUUACCAGUGUACAGGAACCAUGGUGGCGGUGAAUAUUAUCAUUAUCGUUAAACGUG
Malus domestica (apple) is the source of this 1037-nucleotide messenger RNA. The record is from RefSeq and is a predicted model, not a curated record. NCBI's taxonomy places the organism in Eukaryota, Viridiplantae, Streptophyta, Magnoliopsida, Rosales, Rosaceae.